CCGAAGCGCGCGGCCCGUUCCCUCCCGACAACACAGGAUGUGAUCGGGCGGUGGAGACGCUACGACACGUUGUUCCGCACCACGGCCGUUUACAUUUCCCGCACCAUCCGAGUGAAUAACACCGACCCAGCACCGGGGAACCGCCGCCUCUUCCCGCACCGACCGGACCCGCCCCGUGUCUGUCACCGAUCGAGCCCCGUGGAAGAAAUAGAAUCCCGCUGCGAGCUGCUGCGCGGCAACAGACACCGUCCGAGAGAAGAGCGCGCGCCGGGGACGGAAUGGAGCUCAUCACGAUCCUCGAGAAGACGGUCUCCCCAGAUCGGAAUGAACUGGAGGCGGCUCAGAAGUUUCUGGAGCAGGCGGCGAUAGAGAACCUGCCCACAUUCCUGGUGGAGUUGUCGAAGGUGUUGGCGAACCCGGGGAACACCCAGGUGGCUCGAGUCGCUGCCGGUCUGCAGGUGAAGAACUCUCUGACCUCCAAAGACCCUGACGUGAAGACGCAGUACCAGCAGAGAUGGCUGGCCAUCGACGCCAACGCUCGCCGCGAGAUAAAGAACUACGUUUUACAGACUUUGGGCACGGAGACGUACCGGCCCAGCUCGGCGUCGCAGUGCGUUGCCGGGAUUGCCUGUGCAGAGAUUCCCGUGAACCAGUGGCCCGAGCUUAUCCCACAGCUGGUGGCCAACGUCACCGACCCCUCCAGCACCGAACAUAUGAAGGAGUCGACGCUGGAGGCCAUCGGAUACAUCUGCCAGGACAUAGACCCGGAGCAGCUGCAGGAAAACGCCAACCAGAUCCUGACCGCCAUCAUCCAGGGGAUGAGGAAGGAAGAGCCAAGUAACAACGUCAAGCUGGCCGCCACCAACGCCCUGCUCAACUCUCUGGAGUUCACCAAAGCCAACUUCGACAAGGAGACGGAGAGACACUUCAUCAUGCAGGUGGUGUGUGAAGCGACUCAGUGUCCAGACACCAGGGUGCGUGUGGCGGCGUUACAGAACCUGGUGAAGAUCAUGUCUCUGUAUUAUCAGUACAUGGAGACGUACAUGGGCCCCGCCCUGUUCGCGAUCACCAUCGAGGCAAUGAAGAGCGACAUCGACGAGGUGGCCUUACAGGGCAUCGAGUUCUGGUCCAACGUGUGUGACGAGGAGAUGGACCUGGCCAUCGAGGCGUCGGAGGCCUCGGAGCAGGGACGCCCCCCGGAGCACACCAGUAAGUUCUACGCCAAAGGGGCCCUGCAGUACCUGGUCCCCAUCCUCACCCAGACCCUCACCAAACAGGACGAGACAGACGACGACGAUGACUGGAACCCCUGUAAGGCGGCGGGCGUGUGUCUGAUGCUGCUUGCGACCUGCUGCGAGGACGACGUGGUUCCACAUGUUCUGCCUUUCAUCAAAGAACACAUCAAACACCCAGACUGGCGCUACCGCGAUGCCUCCGUCAUGGCCUUUGGUUCCAUCCUGGAAGGACCCGAACUCAACCAGCUCAAACCGCUCGCCAUACAGGGGAUGCCCACCAUGAUCGAGCUGAUGAAGGACCCCAGCGUCGUGGUGAGGGACACCACAGCCUGGACGGUGGGAAGAAUCUGCGAGCUGCUGCCUGAAGCCGCCAUUAACGAGGCCUACCUGGCCCCCCUGCUGCAGUGUCUGAUCGAGGGUCUGGGGGCGGAGCCUAGGGUGGCCUCCAAUGUCUGCUGGGCCUUCUCCUCUCUCGCCGAAGCUGCGUACGAAGCUACAGACGAAGCCGAGGACCAGGAGGAGCCCGCCACCUACUGUCUGUCCUCGUCCUUCGAAAUCAUCGUCCAGAAGCUGCUAGAGACCACAGACAGGCCUGACGGUCACCAGAACAACCUGCGCUCUGCCGCCUACGAGGCUCUGAUGGAGAUCGUGAAGAACAGUGCCAAGGACUGUUACCCUGCGGUCCAGAAGACCACUCUGGUCAUCAUGGAGAGGCUGCAGCAGGUCCUGCAGAUGGAGUCUCACAUCCAGAGCACCUCCGACAGAAUCCAAUUCAACGACCUGCAGUCACUGCUGUGUGCCACGCUGCAGAACGUUCUUCGUAAGGUCCAGCACCAGGACGCUCUGCAGAUCUCUGAUGUCGUCAUGGCGUCUCUGCUCAGGAUGUUCCAGGGCACAGCCGGGUCCGGAGGUGUUCAGGAGGACGCUCUGAUGGCCGUGUCCACGCUGGUGGAAGUUUUGGGCAGUGACUUCCAGAAAUACAUGGAGGCCUUCAAACCGUUUCUAGCCAUCGGCCUGAAGAACUACGCCGAGUAUCAGGUGUGUCUGGCGGCCGUGGGUCUGGUGUGUGACCUGUGCAGAGCUCUGAUGACCAACAUCCUGCCUUACUGUGACGAGAUGAUGCAGCUGCUGCUGGAGAACCUGGGGAACGAGAACGUCCACCGGUCGGUCAAACCUCAGAUCCUCUCGGCGUUCGGUGACAUCGCUCUUGCCAUCGGCGGAGAGUUCAAGAAAUAUCUGGACAUCGUCCUGGACACGCUGCAGCAGGCGUCGCAGGCCCAAGUGGACAAGACGGACUACGACAUGGUGGACUACCUGAACGAGCUGAGGGAGGGUUGUCUGGAGGCCUACACUGGCAUCAUCCAGGGUUUGAAGGGCGACCAGGAGAACGUCCACCCUGACGUGAUGCUGGUGCAGCCUCGGGUGGAGUUCAUCCUCUCCUUCAUCCAUCACAUAGCGGAGGACGAGGACCACUCUGACAGCGUAGUGGCCAAUGCCGCCGGACUCAUUGGUGACCUGUGCACAGCGUUCGGUAAAGACGUGAUGAAGCUGGUGGAGCUUCGUCCGUUCAUCAACGACCUGCUGACGGAGGGUCGACGAUCCAAAACCACCAAGACCAAGACGCUGGCGACCUGGGCCACGAAGGAGCUCCGCAAACUGAAGAGCCAGGCCUGAUGGCGGCGGUGGGAGAAGAGAGCGAGCGACGCUGAGAGAUGGACAUCAGAACAAGAGGACAAACUUCCCACUGGACUGAACUUCUGUGUUUGUCGAAGCAGAAGUGUGACGAGUGUGAGAGAGACACGUGUGAGCGAGCGAGAGAUGAUGACAUCACCCCCCCCCCCUCUGGAAAGCCUGUGGACUGGACUCUGACUCACCCCCUGAACCUGCCCCCCCCCCCCCAUCCACCUCUCUCGCUGUAGCUGGGCUCUCCUAUGACAUCACAAGGCACCGCCCCCCCACUGUCGGGGGGGAGGGGGGAGGAGGUGAAACGGAGCGGACUCUGUGGAUAAUUUUUUUUGUUGCUCUUAUUUUUUCUUCUUCUUAUUCUGAGCACUAAAACAGCGCCGGAGAUCAGGCGGACUCUGAGGCCUCCGCUGCUCCGCCCGCGGCGUCACGCUCCCGACAGCAGCACUGAACUCCUUCAAAAUAAAAGUCCUGACCCGAAGAGGACCGGUGGAGGAGCGAGUGCCAAAUGGAAAAUCAAAGGUUUCAGUUUUUUCCCCGCUGCACUUGGUUAAAGGGUCACUCAACGUUUCUGCUUGUUUCAAAAGAAUCAGAAUUGAAGACGUUUGUAAAAGGUUAUAUUUUUCCAUUGCUAUGAUAAAAUAAAGUUGGAAAAAAACAAUAAAGUGAUAUGAAACAUUC
Messenger RNA from Scophthalmus maximus (turbot), 3599 nucleotides. It is a transcript of the gene kpnb1, whose product is annotated as karyopherin (importin) beta 1. The coding region runs from base 279 to 2909 and encodes 876 amino acids. NCBI's taxonomy places the organism in Eukaryota, Metazoa, Chordata, Actinopteri, Pleuronectiformes, Scophthalmidae. Gene Ontology annotation, biological process: protein import into nucleus. Gene Ontology annotation, molecular function: nuclear import signal receptor activity; small GTPase binding. Gene Ontology annotation, cellular component: cytoplasm; nucleus. The transcript is spliced from 22 exons. The record is from RefSeq and is a predicted model, not a curated record.